Molecule: messenger RNA, 567 nt
Organism: Opisthorchis viverrini
Lineage: Eukaryota; Metazoa; Platyhelminthes; Trematoda; Opisthorchiida; Opisthorchiidae
Exons: 3
Biological process (GO): mRNA splicing, via spliceosome
Cellular component (GO): U4/U6 x U5 tri-snRNP complex; spliceosomal complex; nucleus
Molecular function (GO): nucleic acid binding; zinc ion binding
Source: RefSeq, a predicted model, not a curated record
AACCCAGUCGACCACAGACGUAAAUGGGAUCGUGCUCACUUCGAGAAGUUGGCAAAUGACAGGCUGAACAAUGAGCUCGAAGCGCUAAGAAAUGCGCGAAAGGAAAAGGAUACCGUCAAAAAAGAAAACCUGAGGGCACGCGACUACACGAUCGACUUAGAGUCGAACCUUAAUAAGUCACAAGUCAUCUCAAAAACCGGUCCUGGAUCUUCACAGGCCGGUUAUUAUUGUGAAGUUUGUGACUGUGUUGUCAAGGAUUCCAUCAAUUAUUUGGACCAUAUUAACGGUAAAAAACACCAGCGUAAUAUGGGCAUGUCAAUGCGAAUCAAGCGAUCAACUUUGGAAGAUGUGAAAGAUCGUUUCCUUUUGCACAAGCGCAGAAAUGAAGAGAAGGCAGAGGAGUAUAAUUUGGAUGAACGCAUGAGACAAAUCGCUGAAGAGGAAGAGAAACUUCGGGCCUAUCGCAGUGAAAAGCGAAGGGAAAAGAAGCGGAAAAACGAAGAGCCAAUUGAUGAAGAUGUUGCCGCUGUCAUGGGAUUUGGAGGAUUCGGAAAGCGGUCGAAAUGA